AUGAGUGACAUGGUGACAGAGAUUUUGGCCUUUAUUCUGACCACAUCUGGCUGGGUCCUGAUCUCCUCCACCAUACCCACGGAUUACUGGAAGGUGUCCUCUCUGGAUGGCACAGUCAUCACCACAGCUACCUACUGGUCCAACCUGUGGAAGGCAUGUGUCACUGAUUCAACAGGAGUCUCCAACUGCAAGGACUUUCCAUCUAUGCUGGCACUGGACGGUUAUAUUCAGGCCUGCAGGGGUCUGAUGAUCGCUGCUGUCUGCCUGGGCUUCUUUGGUGCUGUCUUUGCCCUGGUCGGAAUGAAGUGCACCAAGAUUGGGGGAUCAGACCAAAGCAAAGCCAGAAUGGCUUGCUUCGCCGGGGUCAAUUUCAUACUCAGCGGUCUCUGCUCGUUGUCCGCAUGCUCCCUGUACGCACACAGAAUAACAUCUGAGUUUUUUGACCCCAUGUUUGUUGCUCAGAAGUAUGAACUGGGAGUAGCCUUGUUCAUUGGUUGGGCAGGAUCUAUCCUGUGUGUUCUGGGAGGGGCGAUAUUCUGCUUCUCCGUAGUAGAUAGUUCCACUAGAAGCUCCAGUCGCACAGGCUAUGCCUACGGAGGACCUGCCUCCACCUCCCAUGUCUCUUCCCACCCGAGAGGGCAAGCACAGCCCAUGAGCCAGCGGCCUCCACCCAAAUACAGCAGCUCCUCCAGAGCACAGCAUUUUGAUAAGAAUGCCUAUGUGUAAGGGAUGAUAGGGAAAAUGCAGAUCUGGAACAGAG
This is a messenger RNA of Oncorhynchus masou masou (cherry salmon), 760 nucleotides long. Its product is annotated as claudin-10-like. Gene Ontology annotation, cellular component: bicellular tight junction; plasma membrane. Gene Ontology annotation, biological process: bicellular tight junction assembly; cell adhesion. The record is from RefSeq and is a predicted model, not a curated record. Lineage: Eukaryota; Metazoa; Chordata; Actinopteri; Salmoniformes; Salmonidae. Gene Ontology annotation, molecular function: structural molecule activity. The transcript has 5 exons. Bases 1 to 726 code for a protein of 241 amino acids.